AAUAUUCUAAUUUGAAUUAGAAAUACGAUAUAAAUAUAUUGCUCAGUCGUCAGACAGUAGCUGUGAGUUGCAGGUGAAUAAUUUUACACUCUACAAAGUCUAACAAAAUGUCGAAAGUUUUCCAUCUUUUGGGCGACAAUUUCAUCAACAAAGACGGCGAUUCGAUAGCUCUGACAAGCAUCCAAGGGAAGGAUAAAAUUAUUGCUGUGUAUUUCUCGGCUCACUGGUGUCCGCCUUGCAGAAACUUCACGCCAAAACUCGCAAAGUUUUACAACAGCGUGAAGCAAAGCCAAAACGGAGCAAACUUUGAGCUCAUAUUUGUGAGUUCGGAUAAGACCGAAAAGGAAUUUUCAGAGUAUCUCAGUCAAAUGCCAUGGUACGCUUUGCCGUACAACAAACGAACUGAAAAGGUAAAUAUGUGUGUGCAAAGUUUUAAAAUUUAUUAAAGACAGUGCGAAUUGAGAAAUUAUACAAGCCGAACUCAUACAGAACUUCAAGAGUUCUGUUUGUAUUUAAUUAUCAGGUGGCUGUUCUCUCUCAAACCCCAGUUGUCUUGUUUAAUAUCCUCGCCCUACCUACACUGUCAGCCUGUUCGAGAUUUUAAAAUUUUACAUCGUUUUGUUUGAAGUUUCAGCUUGUGUACUUUGUGUUUAAUUUCCCAAACCGAGUAUAUAUAUAUAUAUAUUAAAGUUUUAAUUUUGUCCCCAUUCGUUGUGCAAAUAUCAUGAAAUGUGUAAGUACUUUAAAGUUGUAUAUGCUUUUAUAUUUAAUUGGGUUUUGUCAUUCGGCGUUUAUUUGAAAGCUAUAUGGGACGCGUCGUGUAAGUACUUAGUCGGUCAAGACACCUGCCCUGGCUAAUUGGGCAAUUUUUAUUAUUUUUUAUUAAAAUAAAGCAAAAACGACCUUGUAAAAUUGUGAAUUUGAACAGAAUAUUUGGGUGUAAAAAAAUUUGUGGUGCUUUUACAGGAAAUGUAUCUUGUAUAAAAUUGAUUGUACACGUACUGUACUCAGUUUUAUGCCACAACUGAAAUUUGUACUGAAUGUGUCGGAAUAAAAUUAUCACUAACACAGUGAUUGUCAUUUAAAUUAAAGUGAUAUAUAUUUAAUGCCUUCAAGACAAUGCAAUGAAACCUAGCAAUAUAUUAUACGAAACUGCAGCUUAUGUUUAUUAUAAUAUUGCAAGUUCUGACUGUGCCAGGAAUGAAUAAAAUUAUAAAAAAAUAUGGCCAAACAUUAAUGCCCCACGAUUUCUCCUUAAUGAGUAAAACUGUCUGACGAUUGAAUGAGUAAAGGCGCAGUGUUACACUAUGCAAUUUGUCUCGCAACUUGUCUUGCAAUUUUGUUGCGACACAAGUUGCUUGACUGUCAAUCUGGUGCCAAACGUUAGCACUCACGGGUUUUUAUACUAUUUUUAAUAUUGAUUAUUGCAAGUUGCAUGGAACAUAUUGCUUGGUGUGACAUUCCCUUGCAAUGCAAUGCCGAAAUUGUUUUUCUUAACAUUGCGAGACAAGUUCCAAGAGAAGUUGCUUGUUGUAACAGCGCCUUAUUAGGCUCUUCAUAUGCAAGCAGCUGGGCUGGCCUGCUUAGCAAUAUAAUCCUGUAAGUAGGAUGAAUUUGUCUUGUCUAGCUUUUAUUUGAGAAAAUUUCAUCCCGCUUGCCAGGACAAUUUUGUUGUUUUGACACUGUCGUAGAGACUGUAGAAGUCUGACUCAGCCAAAAAAAGUAAUCUCUGCCACACCAUGAUUCGCAAUGGUUGUCAUCAAAAUGCACUCGUCAUGUUCCCAGAGGCAUUCACCGCCCCCCUCCCCCCUCCUGAAUGUCUGCCAUUUUGAAUAUUUUCAGGUGAAUGCCUCUCGUAAGUGCACUGGCUAUAUAUUAAGGAACGCAGUAUAAUGGGUGCCGACAUGAAGCCAUAUUUCUGUAUUAUUCUCUAUAACUUUCAUCUCGGCAGCCUGGUAAUUAAGUGUAGUGAAUGUUUAUAUGGAGAAAUUUUCAUCCCAUGCACUAAGCCAGAUCUCGGCUCUUUCAAGCGAGAUCAUGGGAACCGGGACAACCACAGGUUAUCCAAUCAUAUUAAACUGAAAAUAGUUUUUACUAUGGAAAUAAUUAACUACAUGGCGAGGUUUCGCUUACCAGGCUGUCGGCUAAAUGGGCAAGCCAGCCAGACCCUACAAUUACAGCAUAAUGCCUGAUUUAUACUAUCCUCUUGACGAAUAAAAUCGUCUGGGAUUAGACAAAGUAAAAUGAUAAAUUUGAGCGCAUUGUUGCUCAAUGGGUUAAGUGCCAAUGAUGAAAUGUAUCCCGGAAUUAAAAUUUGUUAUUAAGUAAAGGUUUUCCUUUGAUGAGUUAAAUUAGCCAGAUUGUCACAGACCUUUAUACUAUAAGUAUGGUAAGUAUAAAGGCCUGCACAGGCUGCAUUAGGCAGAAUAAAAUAACACUGACAAUAAUUAACUAACUAGACAGUUGACAUAUUGCAUCUUAACAGCUGGCUAUGACAACAUGUAAUUAACUCUUUAGUGGCAAUGCGCCCUACUUUAUUAUUUUACUCUGUCUAACGCCAGACUAUUUUACUCACUGACUAUAGCUGUUUAACGUCAGACGAGUUUACUUGCCAGUGGCCGGGAGAGUGCUGCCACUCGAUGGGUUAAUCAUACUAUUCUGCCCACAUGCACACCCUGCAUGUUAACCCUUAGUGGCAAUGCAUGCGCCCUACUUUAUUAGUUUACUGUGUCCAAAUGCCAGACAAUUUUACUCGUCAGGGGGAGAGUGCUGCCAGCAGGCCUUAAAAUAUCAGUCGGUCACGGACAUUGUCCGACCCAUUCAUGAAAUUGUCUGAUGUAGAGAGGAAGCCACCGGACAUUCUGUCCGACCUAAGUAAAACUGAAGUUUAUUGUUUGUCCGACUCAAGUGUAUUUGUGUCCGACCGAACUGUAGCUUUGUCCAACGUAAAUCAAAAUGUACCCUAGCCUAGGAAUAGAGGCUUGUAUGUUAAAUGGAAAAUCAGAGUAUACUAUUGUAUAAAAGGUCAGAACUGGAACAUUUAAUGUUGUUUUAACGUAGUUGAGCGCUGGGCGGCAAGCGAAAUGGUGAAGUGGAAGAUGGGCUUAAGUUGUCAAGUCUGUUUUAAUACUGCUUUUCCGGAAAGCAUGUUAAUUUUGGCGUGGAAAUAAGUAUGAAAGAAACAAUAUAUAUUAUUUAAUAUCUUCACAACAUUUACCGUUCAGAAUUAAUACAUUGUGCUGAUAUUUAUUUGUGUCAUUCAGACUUAUUUCCGAGUCAAAACUGAACUGAAGGUCAUCGGACAUAUGUCCGACCCAAACUCAACGUCAUCGGACAUUUUGUUAGACAGCCCUGUAAAAGAUAUUUUAAAGCCUCAGUGCCAUUCAGUGGGUUAAAGUAGCCAGGGCUGGUGCAUCAGGAUGCAUGAGAUCUUGCAAACACAUGAUUGGGUAAUUCUUUAAAAAUGUGGAACGUACAUAUGGAUCUUGAUACCUCUUGCACAAAAUAAUACGUACCAGAGCAAUAAUGCUGACAUUUUUACUAAAGCAAUGAAUAUUUUUGUUGUUAAGGGUAAACUGUCCAAACAUUUCAAAGUGAAUGGCAUUCCCACAUUGAUUUUCCUGGAUGGGGAGACGGGAAAAGUGAUCAAUAAAAAUGGUCGAUCUGCCGUGGACACUGACCCUGAAGGAAAAAAUUUCCCGUGGAAAGCAAAGUUGUUGCAUGACAUCUUGAAGAAGGGAGAAUACAUUACAAACAAUGAUGAGAAGAAACUAUCAUUUGAAGAAGAUAUUAAGGGCAAAGUUCUUGGCAUAUAUUUUUCUGCCCACUGGGUAAGUUCUGCAUGAUUACCAAAUGACCAACAUGACUAUACCAAAUGAUUGAUCCACCCAGUGUUCGAAUUAAAUAUUUAAAAGUGAAUAGCGAAUUUCCACCAUGUACAGUAAAAAAGGAUAAUGAGCAUUCGAUCUCCAACCAGAAAGGCUGUUAUAAUAAUAAAGAUUCAGCAGUCUUUAUUUUUUUGGCAACAAAGAGAGAAAACGAUGAUGUAAAAUUAAAUCAUUUCGAUUUCCAAUAUCACCCGUAAAAAUUUGCACAAUAUCUAAAAGAGUUAUUUUUUAAAAAUUAAAAGGCAUAUUUAUUCAAAGUUAGAGUAAAUUAAAGUACAAACAAAAUACUGUACAUAUAAAAGUAAACAUGGCAAUUAAGCUCAGAAGCAAAAAAAGAAACUGGCAUACUACACAUCAUGAAUUAAACUAGAAAGUUAUUGAUUCCAUUUUUAUUUGGGUUUUAAACAUAGUAAGUGGGCAAUUGCUAGAUAGUAUACUUCAAAAUAAGGUUUCCAUUUUUAUAUCAAUUUUUAAAAUAAUUAAAAUAAGUUUGGGUUAGGUUAGGGUUUAGGUUAGGGUUAGGUUGGGGUUAGGGUAAGGGUUAGUAUUAGGGUUAGGGUUUAGUUUUGUGUUAGGAUAGUUUUUUCUACGUUAUAAAAACGGAAACCUUAUUUUGAAGUAUACUAUCUAGCGAUCACCAUAGUAAGCGAUUGUGAAAUUCAAAUCUGAUUAUAGUUGCAUGAACAAGUAGCAUGACAUUUGACCUUAAUCCUACAUGGAUUUUGACACAUUUUUAUAAUGUCAGCCUAUCAUAUUAAAACAUUAAAUCAAAACACAGCUUGAGGCCAUUAGAAAAGGCGCAAUUCUAUUGUCUAUUCAGAAAUAUCAGCGCAUAUAUGAGAGAAUGUUUCCCUCAAAAUACACAAAGAAUUGUUUGAAAACAAACGUUUCCAAUGUUGUCCGUUUUACCUUUUCACAUGUGAAAUCUUCUCAGGUUGAAUAGUGAUUUUUUUAUAUUACUGUAUAGCAAAAUGAGUAGCGAAUUCCGAUUCGCUAUCUGUUAAUUUGAACCCUGGAUCCACCAACCGGCUGGUUAACUCACAGUUAAUAAAGGUUAACUGAAUGGCAUAUUUGAAAAUAUGGCUGUAUAAUUACCUUGACAUGUUUACAUGUUUUUGAAAUGCAAAAAAUGUAUGGUCAUGCAAGCAGAUUUUUUAGGGUGGUGCUAACGUGAGAUCAGCCCUAUAAAUAAAUAAAUAAAUAUAGGCCUGAUACAAACCUUAACAAACGUCCAUGCCGUACAACCGUAUUUUGAUUGUAAAUCUGAUUGGUCUAUGAGACAAAAGAUUUUUUAAUCUGUCAUUUGAUUGGUUGGUGCUAAUUAGAUCAUACUAUUGUUGUUGAUAUAUUUUAUAGUGAUCACAACUAUAUAAUUAGAUUGUUGUUGUCGUUGUGUGAAAUUUAAAUUUCUCCUGCAACAUUUUGAUUGGAUACUAAAUAUAAACUUUGCUGUGGGUGGAAAACGAUUGGAUUAAGGUUUGUAUCAGGCUAUAUUUGUAGAAUACUUGCCUGAUACUCAGGUUAGGGUGGUGCAAGCGGCACCACUGAGUGAAGCGGCACCACUGAGUGAGCUUCGGCAGCUAGGGGUUAGGCAUUAGGGUUAAAAACUUUCACACAAAAUAGGAGGGGUGACGCGAACUUUUGUUGUGGUUGAACACUUUAUAAGAGGGGUUAGAGAGAUUCUGGGGUGGGGGGUUAACCCCCUCCUUAACUCCCCGGGCCCCCAGUAAAUCUGCCCGUGCCUAUAGAUGAAUAAUUAAGUGCAAAUCAAAAUACAGUACACAUGUAAAAAUGCACUUGUAAGUUGUUACUGGUCUGAAAAUAUGUUGUUACAACUCUGUUCACAAGCUGUCGACCAGUUGCGUUCUCACUGCUAUUUGUUCCCAGUUGACUUGUUGUAACAAGUUUGAAACAAGCUGUUAAUUACUACUAAUUGUAACAAGCUUGAUGGCAUUAUCAGACUUUGUUCUUACAAGUCUGAUACAGGAUAGGAAUAUGAGUUCAACAUUUCUUACAGUGAUAUAUUUUUUCAGUGUCCACCAUGCAAGGCUUUCACACCCAUGCUUUGUGACACGUACAAAGCAAUCAACAAAGAUGAGAAGAAAUUUGAGAUUAUAUUUGUAAGCUCGGACCAAAACGAAGAAGCAUUCAAAGCAUAUUUUGCUGAAAUGCCUUUCCUUGCCUUGCCAUAUGAAAAUGCGAUCAAGGAUGACUUGAGUGAUUAUUUUGAGGUUGAAGGUUAGUAAUCCUGUAAAUGUUCUUUUUUUAAAGAUUGUUUGUAGCUGAGAGGGAUAAUUGCCAUGUUAACCAUUAAGUUACAAUGUGCCCUGAUCGGAUGCUCCAUACUUUAUUAUUUUACCCUGUCUAACACAGCCCUUCAGGUAUCCGUUUGAAGUCCUGGCUAAUAAUAAUUUGGGUAUGACCAAUAUAUUCUGUUUUGCUCUACUGAGGCUCCGGCUAUUAAUUGAUGAAUGAAGCGAGUAUGCAAAGAAUGGAAGGUCGAAGCUUUAAGGGCACUGUGAGUUAAGUGGUGGGCAAUUAGGCUUGCAACCUUUGUGUAUUUGGUAUAUUGUCCAACUCAUGUGAAAGACUGGGCUAAAAACUUCAGCUUGUUAUGACUGCAAGUACCGGCGAAUUACACACAGCCUCUGGCGAAUGACUGUCAAAUGUCUUCUUAGUGCUGGCGAAAUUAGCCGUUUGCUGGUAAAAACAAGAUGGUUGGUCUAACGCCAGACAAUUGUACUUGUCAAAAGGAGAGUGCUGCCACUCAAUGGGUUAAUCUGAAACAUGCCCAUGCAUCUGCCCAUGCAUCCUGUUAACCCUUUACGUACUGUACUUUAUUAUUUUACUCUGUCAAACACCAGACUAUUUUACUCGAUCUGUCUAAAUUUAAAAGGAGAGCUAUAUAUAGUGCAUGCUGUUAUUCAAUCAAUGGGUUUAUAAAUUACCCAUUAAGUUGUACUGAGUCCUAAUGCAACUUAUUAUUAUACUCGAUCUGUUUAAUGCCAGAUGAUUUUACUCAUCAAGGGGAGAGUGCUGCCACUAUUCUAUUAUUUUACUUCAAUCUGCCCUACUCUAUUAUAAUUUUACUUCAAUAUCAAAUGCCAGACUAUUUUACUCUGUCUAACUUUAAAAGGACAGUGCUGCUACUCAUUGGGUUAAUUACCAAUUAAGUAGUAUUAAUCAGCUCUAAUUCAGCUUACGUUAUUAUAAUUUUACUAUGUCUAACGCCAGGUAACAGAGUAAUACGUUUAAUGUCAUGAGACUGAGUGCUGCCACCAGGGGCCGCGGAACAGGGGGGGGGGGGCAAUGGGGGCAUAUUGUGCCCCUCGCCUUUUUUAAAAGUGAAAAAGUGUCCUUUUUUCUGGGCUAAAGUGCUCCAUUUAAAGAACGAUAAAAGUAUCUCUUGAAUGAACACCCUCUUUUGCUCAGAAAUGAAAGUGCCCUUUUCGCAGUAGUAAAUAAUAAAAGACCAUUUCCGACGCUAUAGAGACUCCAUAUUUAAAAAAAUGUUUGUUCGGCUCGCAAACAACAUAAUAUCGUUUGAUCUUGGUUGUAUACAAAAGUGCCCCUUUUGGUCAAUGCCCCUUUUGGUCAAUGCUCCUCCACUUUCGAAACGCUUUCGCGGCCUCUGGCUGCCUCCCUGGGUUAAUUACCAUUAAUUCCGCCCUAACACACCCUACUAAUUAUUAUUUUACUCUAGCUAGAUGAUUUUAGGUCAAGGGGGAGAGCACUUGCUCUUCAUGGUUUAAUGAGCAUUCAGGAUGACCUAAAUGAGCUAAUGGUGAUGAUCAUAUAAUUGACGUUUCUAAUUUUUCCAGGCAUUCCAAUGUUGAUCAUUCUUGAUGGCGAUGGAAAAUUGAUAACUUCGAGUGGUCGAGCAGUAGUGAGUGGUGACAAGGAAGGAAAGGUGGGAAAUUUUGAAGUUCUGCUUGUAUUUAUAUAUAUAGGUGUAUGUAGGCAAAUAUAUAGGCAAACUUUCAAUCCUCCACCCAGAAAGCAUCGGCCCCCGGCAUUUACAAAAAUUCUUCAACCCAUAAUAUUUUUGUGUCUAUUAUGACUUUGUGUCUAUUAUGACUUAAUUUUUUUCCUCUUGCAGAAAUUUCCCUGGAAUCCAGAGCCAGUGGAAAUCUUUGAUGAAGUUUCGGGGCCAAAAGUCAACGAUGAAGCAUGUCUAAUUUAUAUUCCAGCUGGAGGUAACAGAUUAUGUUAUAAUUCCUCCCUCCCCAAAGUUUUUAAUAGUGUAGCUUUAAUUCAAUCACAUUUGAUGAAAAAUUGCAUGGGAUGGGCCAAUGUUGCAGUGUUUAAUUUACAUAUGCAAAAUUGAUAGUGUAAACUGCCAGGGCGGAUCUGUCCUCAUCUACAAGGAGGAGUGCAGUGCAGGUUUUCCAUGGGGUAGUGCAUGAGGAAGCCUUACUGCCCAGUCUCCUCUGCAGUCUGCAACGCUACCAUCCCAACAUUACCAUUAUUUGAGAUGGCCCAAUCUGCAUGUUCGCCGUUCUGUUACGUUUUACAUUAUGUUUUGUACAUAAAGUUUAUAUCGGCUUUCAUUCACGUACGCGUGACCGGACAGUUACAGUACAGUGUAUUUGAAAAGAUGGCUGUAUAACAACCUCGACAUGUUUACGUAUUUAACCAUGAUAUUUAACUAUAAAGCAUGCCGAGUAUUUUGUCACGGGUUCACAGACACAAAUCAAUUAAAUCGUUUCAAGAAAUCGACACUCGCUAACAGUAGAAGUUCCGCUAAUCGCUUUCGAAAAACAGAAACUGUAUGGUCAAGCCAAUCUUUUUAGGGUGGUGCUGGACUUGUCUAGGGGAGUGCUAGACACCACUACGUGGGAUGCGCAGCCCCCCCCCCCCCCCCCCAACCCCUAUGGUAGAUCCGCUCCUGUGCGAAACAGGCUAACCAGCCUUUAGCAAUUCUCAUUUCAUGUUCGUCCUCGCCAUUUUAACGUGUUAUCGAUGCUUCCAUAUUCUCUAUGUUAUAGACCAAGAAACGGCUGACCAAAUGAAAGCGAUUUUAACACCAUUUGGAAAAGAAUGUCAAAAGGUAUCCAAGGAGGAAGACACUCCUCAAGAUCUAUUCUUCUUCGUCGCACCCACUGGCGCAAAUCCUGUCGUAGAAUCUCUCUGCGAGUUCCUUGGCAUCAAUAAAGAUGAGAAAUCGUUGUUUAUCGUUGAUGUUCCCUCGGGAGAGCUUUACAAGUCCACAACAGCUGAACCAGUUCAAGAAGAGGUCAGCAAGUUUAUCAAUGAUUAUAGAGGUGGCAAAUUAGUGGCAAAGAACAUUCGUGAGUAGAUGUUAGGUAAUUAGGAUUUUUCAUUCGAGUAUUAAACUUCGUAGGCCGGGUGAUCAAUUUGUCCUUGACAAUGUGUGUUCAACAAUUUUUGACCGUUUAUCAUUGCUAGCUUUUGAAAAAAGAAAAGUUGUUCGUCUAUUGUAUGGGUAAUUCCAUGGUGACUCGUGUUACAUUCUGAACCAAACUGUCAGAGUCAUUUUGAUCCGAUGUAAUAACUAAUACAUUUUUUAUGUCACAUUUUUGCAUGCAGGUACAAAUGAUGUUAAGCUACUGAUUCACAAUACAAAUUUUGAUUAUAACGUGAUAAGACUGGUGGCCGUGAAUUGGUGUGUGACUCAUGUUACGACAAAGUGACAUGAGGUAUCACCCACCUAGCUACUUUUGAAUUUCUUCGGGAACCAUAGGAAGGAGAAACAUACAAUGUCUAUCAAAUAACAGACUAUAUGUUAGGCCAUGCAAACUACCAACACAAAUAAAUUUUAUAUUUUGGAUUACAAUAGAAGGAUUGCUACAUAAUACAUGUGACUCACGUUACGUGACUCAUGUUACAUAUAAAGCACAUCUUCAUAUUUCAGUUCAGAAUUGUUUCCAAUAGCUUCUGAAAAUUCUUGACAUCACCACCAUGGAAUUACCCUGUAUACUGUUAUUGCUGGUGUUAAACCAAAGUACUUAAUUUAAUUGUCAUAGAAAUAUUUAGCUCAGAUGAAAAUUAAUAUUGGCAGAAAUUUAAAUACUACAUGUAAUUGAAGAUAUGAUGCCAGAUGGUCUUCAAAGCCACAAAAUAGAAGAUUUCUGUUUGAUGUUGAACUGGGCCUCGCCGUGCACAAAUCCUUUGUCUCAACUACAUUAAAUACAUGUAUCUAUCCCUAUUGGAAGAUUACUUCAUUAUACGAGAAUACAAUGAGCUCAGUCUCCGUGACCGUGCAUAAAUUAACAUAAACUCGACAAAAACAUAACGAAAUGACUUCUGUGAGUUUCCAAACCAUCGUAUCUUCAUAGACUAUGAAUUACCAAGGUUUGUUUAGAAUCACAAAGUGAAAUCAAAAUAGUGGAUAUUUGAUGCCAGUUGUAGUCACUGGUUUUCAGUCAGCGCUGACUUCCAAUAUCUACUUUUUCUCUCGCUUUCCAACAAAAUAUGUAUUGGUGGUUAUUAGUUAAUGUAUGGGUAUAUUAUUAAGCAAAUGUUGCAAUAAAUUCACUUUUUGAA
Messenger RNA from Paramuricea clavata, 10394 nucleotides. The record is from the annotation of a GenBank genome assembly. Lineage: Eukaryota; Metazoa; Cnidaria; Anthozoa; Malacalcyonacea; Plexauridae.